Messenger RNA from Candidula unifasciata, 868 nucleotides. NCBI's taxonomy places the organism in Eukaryota, Metazoa, Mollusca, Gastropoda, Stylommatophora, Geomitridae. The record is from the annotation of a GenBank genome assembly.
CUUGUCAAAUAUGUUUUGUUUAGUUUGACAAGCCAGCGGACUGAAAGCUGGCCAGCACAAUGGACUGUUAUCAACGAAAAGAAGAAGGAAGACGUUUCGCUGGAGUUCAUCAACAAGCGAAUUCAACCACCAAACAUGCUCUUCCGCAAACAAGGACAACGCAACAUCGUCUACCGGGGCAUCAAGUUGAAGAGAUGGAAAUACCUGAAGGACAUCUAUGUAACAAUGCUGGACAUGAAGUGGAGAUGGGCGUUCUUGCUGAUCUUCACCGGUUUCUCCAGCUCCAUGUUGCUGUUCUCCGCCAUUUACUACCUCAUGUGUCAUGUACAUGGCGACUUUGACCAGGUCAACAAAGCCAAGCCCGACUUCAUGCCCUGUCUGGUGGGAGUCAACAAUUUCUGGGACAUGCUUCUCUUCUCUAUGGAAACCCAGUCAACCAUUGGAUAUGGGACCUUAUACCCGAACGCCGAGUGCGGCCCCGUCAUUCCAGUUGUUUUUAUACAAAUCACCUUGGGAUUUCUGCUGGAGACCACACUUCUGGGGUUUAUGUUCAUGAAACUUGCACGGCCGAAACACCGUAGACAUACUCUCAUCUUCAGCAAGAAGGCCUCUAUCUGCCUUGAAGACAGUCACAUGACCCUGCAGAUUCGCGUCGGGGAUAUUCGAGAUACUCAUCUCAUAGACGCAAAAGUGCACGGUAUUCUCAUCAAGACAUACACCACAGCUGAACAACACGUCUACCCGCUGUAUCAGUUCAAUGUGGAGUUCAAAGCUCAUGGAAUGAAAGACCAUCUCUUUCUUUUCUACCCAAUGGUGUUGAGCCACGAGAUCACACAGGACAGUCCGCUCUACGACGUCACAGCGGCGG